This is a messenger RNA of Sinocyclocheilus rhinocerous, 2298 nucleotides long. RefSeq names its product caspase-3-like. The transcript has 7 exons. The record is from RefSeq and is a predicted model, not a curated record. Lineage: Eukaryota; Metazoa; Chordata; Actinopteri; Cypriniformes; Cyprinidae. Gene Ontology annotation, biological process: neuron differentiation; proteolysis; keratinocyte differentiation. Gene Ontology annotation, cellular component: death-inducing signaling complex; cytoplasm. Bases 316 to 1146 code for a protein of 276 amino acids. Gene Ontology annotation, molecular function: cysteine-type endopeptidase activity.
AAGGCUUCGAGGUAGAAACAGGUGUAGCCUGAGCACAGUACACUUCCUGGAUGCUGAGCAACCGCUUUGUUGUCGGAAUCCUGUACAUUACAAGCUCCCAAUAACAGGAUGUUUUCAAGAUUUUGCUUCUCAUUGGCUGGUCGUGUGAGUCAACAAACAACAAAGAAAAUCCAUCCGGCAUGCGGCUGCAGUGAUCAUUCUGCCGCCUCCGAGGGCCGGUUAUAACGCGUUAUACGUCUCCAGUUACACUUCCACCAGCUUCCUCUGGAGAAGAAACCUUUUUUAUCCUUAAAAGUGAUCUUUAAACGUUUGGAGAUGAACGGAGACUGCGUGGACGCACGGCGCGAGGAUACAACAGAUGCUGCUGUGGUUGGGGCAUCCGGACUGCAGUCCAUUGAGGUUGAUGCUAAGACUCAGUCACAUGCCUUCAGAUACAGCCUGAACUACCCCAGCAUUGGCCACUGCAUCAUCAUCAACAACAAGAACUUUGAUCCCAACACAGGCAUGAACCAACGCAAUGGCACUGACGUAGAUGCAGGAAAUGUAAUGAAUGUGUUUCGAAAGCUCGGAUACACUGUGAAAGUCUACAAUGACCAGACAGUUGUGCAGAUUAAGCAGGUUUUAACAGCAGUUGCCCGUGACGACCACAGCCACUGUGCUUCAUUAGUGUGUGUGAUGCUCAGUCAUGGAGAUGAGGGAGUGUUUUUCGGCACUGAUACGUCUGUGGAGCUCAAACAGUUAACUAGCCUGUUCAGAGGAGACCGCUGCCCAUCACUAGUGGGAAAGCCUAAACUUUUCUUCAUACAGGCUUGUAGAGGUACAGAACUGGAUCCUGGUGUGGAGACUGACAGCUCAGAUAAAUCUAUGAGGAUCCCUGUGGAGGCGGACUUCCUCUAUGCGUACUCUACUGCACCAGGUUACUACUCCUGGAGAAACACGAUGACUGGCUCUUGGUUCAUUCAGUCCCUUUGUGAAAUGAUAGCAAAGUAUGGCAAAGAACUAGAGCUCAUGCAGAUCAUGACCAGGGUCAAUCAUAAAGUGGCACUCGACUUUGAGUCGACCUCCAACCUGCCUGGCUUUGACGCCAAGAAACAAAUCCCCUGCAUUGUCUCAAUGCUCACCAAAGAGAUGCACUUCACUGCUUGAAGGGACAAGGGAACUGUUAGAGCGUUUCCAGCUUUUUCUAUCAAUAUCACAACUAUAGUGUACGGGUUGAGUUUAAGACCCUUUUUUUCGCAGGAGCAUUAGCUGGAUGCUCAGUUUGGGAUUUCUCUGUCUCAGGACUGUUAUUGUAGUUCUCAUUGGCAUUUAAAAUAUUGUAUGUGAAUAUAGGUGCUCAGGUUUUUGUUUACCUUGUGACUAUAUACUGUUUUUCUUGUCUUUUGCCUCUGGUUUUCUAAUCAAAAUCUAAUAAUGAACAAUCACCAGUGGCAGGCCAUGUUGGGAUUUUUAGAAUUACAGUAAUCAGGGAUUUUAAUAGGCUAUUGCACUAAUUUGACUGUUGAAAGGGAAUCAGAGUUGGGCAUUAAAUCGGUAAGAUCUGAGAUUCAUCCUAAUUGAAGGAGAGCCAGUGUGCCUAUUUUAAUAUGAAAAGCAAAAAAACAACAAUCAGAACUAUUCCCAGGUGCCUCUCACUGAACCAUGUUAACAGAUUUUGAUAUAACUUCUGAAAUGUCAUGUGUAGGUUUCCAUUAAGACAAAAUGAUGCAUAUUUACAGACAUACUUGGGGUUAAAUCAAGUCACGGUAUCAGUGGCAUCUGGUGCAUUCCCACAGAAAUAAAAACUUGUACGAACAUUGACAGCAGUGGAUUUAAGUUGAAGUCUGUGGGUUUAACAACCAUCACUGUAGGUGCAUAUAUAAUACACUUUUUGUGGUAAUGGACACAAUUAUUACCACACUGCUUAAUUUUGUAUUUAAUCUGGAAUGCUCUUUAUUUAGUCCUUUCAAGAUGAUUAUGAACAGCAUGAUAGCAACAGUCAUCUGAGAAAAAUCACAUAGAAUUAUUUCAGUUCAGGUCAUGCAUGCAUUGUGUGUUAGAUAUGAGAUACUAAUGUACGCAUACAUGAAAAACAUACUGUUCAUGUUUAUUGCACAUAUUUUUUUUCUCUCUGUGUGUGUAAACUAGAGCUUUUGUAUGUAAUUAAACAGCUCUGCAGUGCACUGGAUGAUUAGUCAAUCUCUAAGCAAUAAGGUACGAGAGGCCGUGACUUGUUCACAAUACAGCACGCCUGGAGUCUCUUAUUGCUUUUAUAAAACGGUUACCACAGAGUACAAAUAUUAAAACCAAAAAUGUAUG